Messenger RNA from Elgaria multicarinata webbii, 6134 nucleotides. RefSeq names its product ASXL transcriptional regulator 2 (gene ASXL2). The coding region runs from base 12 to 4121 and encodes 1369 amino acids. The transcript is spliced from 13 exons. Lineage: Eukaryota; Metazoa; Chordata; Lepidosauria; Squamata; Anguidae. The record is from RefSeq and is a predicted model, not a curated record. Gene Ontology annotation, cellular component: PR-DUB complex. Gene Ontology annotation, biological process: animal organ morphogenesis; positive regulation of transcription by RNA polymerase II. Gene Ontology annotation, molecular function: DNA binding; chromatin binding; peroxisome proliferator activated receptor binding.
GCCCGGCCGCCAUGAGGGAAAAGGGCCGCAAGAAGAAGGGCAGGACCUGGGCAGAGGCCGCCAGGACGGUCCUGGAGAAAAAUCCCAACACACCUAUGAGCCAUAAAGAGAUCCUUCAAGUAAUCCAGAAAGAAGGAUUGAAAGAGAUCAGGAGUGGGACUUCUCCUCUUGCGUGCCUGAAUGCUAUGCUGCACACCAAUUCCCGUGGGGAUGAGGGGAUUUUCUAUAAGGUCCCUGGAAGGAUGGGCGUCUACACAUUAAAGAAAGAUGUUCCAGAUGGGCUGAAAGAACUGUCUGAAGGCUCGGAAGAGAGCAGCGAUGUGCAGUCUGACUCCCCCACCUCAGAAAACAACAGCAGCAGCAGCAGUGACAGGAGCAGCACCAAGGAAGGGAGGAAAAGCAGGUGGCGGAGGAAAGUAUCAACCAGGCUCUCACAAGUGUCCCCCCCUCAGCCAGGCUGCCCGUCUCCUUCCAUCCCAUCAGGUAAAGUCAUCUCAUCAUCUCAGAAACUCAGCAAAAAAGCACUGAAGCAGGCCCUGAAGCAGAAGCAGCGCAAGCAGCAGCAGUGCCGAGCCAGCGGGCCGGUCUCCUCCAACCACCACCUCCUGCAGCCGCAGCACUCAAAGGCAGCCGGCCAUUCCACACCUGGGAAACCCGCCUGGGAAGGAAAGCAGUCUGAUGGACAUUCCAGCAGCUCCCAGAACUCUACUUCCAGCUCCUCUCCCUCUCUUAAACCUGAGCCCUCCCUGCCAGUCCUGGGGAAAAAGCCGUUCCAGAGAUCCGAGAGGCUCCAUGCAAGGCAGCUGAAGAGGACAAAAUGUGCAGAGAUAGAUGUGGAAACCCCGGACUCCAUCCUGGUGAACACCAACCUGCGGGCCCUGAUCAACAAGCACACCUUCUCGGCUCUGCCAGCUGACUGUCAGCAGAGGCUGCUCCUGCUUCUGCCGGAGGUGGACCGGCAGACCGGGAUGGACGGCCUGAUGAAGCUCAGCAGCUCUGCCCUCAACAAUGAGUUCUUCACGUCUGCCGCCCAAGGGUGGAAGGAGCGGCUGUCAGAAGGCGAGUUCACACCCGAGAUGCAGCUGAGGCUUCGGCAGGAGCAAGAGAAGGAGAAGAAAGUGGAAGUGUGGAAGGAGCAGUUCUUCGAAAGCUACUACGGCCAGAGUUCUGGGCUGAGCCCUGAGGAGUCCAAGCAACUGACGUCCUGCCUCCCUGCGCCUCGGAGCCCGGCGGAGGCUGGGAAUCCAGCGGCAACAGCGCAGCUGCAGAGAUGCGCACCGGUCCCUUCCGUGGCGCCGGGCAAAGAAGAGGCCGCUCCUCUUGCCGGCCCCAAAGCGCAGGAGCUCCGGGCCCCGCCGGCAGCCCGCCAAGGAGAGGAGAGCAAGCAGCCCCACGGGCCCAGGCCGGCCGAACACGCAGGCUCCUCGGAUGACAGCCGCCACGCCCCCUCCGAAUUCAGCCACCGGAGCCCGCCCCGGCCUCCCACGGGGGCUGAGGAGCCCACGCCAAUGGAGGUGCCGCAGCCGGCGGGCCUGGGGUCCUCGGGGAAAGAGAACGCAAGCGAACCCAAGAGCCCGGCAGCGGCUGCUCCGGGCGCAGAAGCCAGCCCCGGGGAAGAGGCCCAGGAGGCCCCCGCCGCCGGAGCCGAGCAGAUGGACACGGGAGCCCGGCCUGCCAAGAGGAAAGCGGACGCUCCCGAGGAGGCCCUCGCCACGCCGGAGAAGCGGCCCCACUUUGCGGAGCAGUCCUCCUCCAGGCCGCCUUUUCAGGGCCCACCGCAGCCCUUUCCCAUCGCGCCGGUGCCAAAGGUCCCUCCGCUCCGGAUCCCCGUCUCCAGGAUCCAUGGAUCUCCAGCACCGUCUCCUGCCAGCCAGGUCUCUCCCAGGCCCGGCUUCCCAGUCACCGUCACCAGUCCCAGGAGGACGGGGGCCAGGACUUUGGCCGACGUCAAGGCCCGGGCCCAGAUGGCCCGGGCCCAGCGGGCCGCCGCCGCCGCCGCUGCCACCAUUGCUGCUACUGCUGCGUCCCUUGUGGGAGCCAUCCCAGGGCCAGGCCCGGGAGGGGGGAGAGCAGCGGAGCGGAGCGGCCCACCCCCAGGGAGGCCUCAUGGGACUGUGCUGGACCUGGCGGGCCCUGGAAGUGGGGCAGAGCCGCGGAGGAGGCCCGUGCUCUCCUGCCCGGGCACCGGCUCCCCAGCCGAGCCCCCAGCGGCCCCCAGCGGUGCUGCAAGAGCACAGCUACAGUCGCCUCCCCCAGCACAGCUCAGCAGCGCCAGCAGCCCCGGGGCUGAGACCCCGCCGGGCCCCCAACCAGCCCUAGGGAGCGUCCGCUGCACAAGCUCCGGUCCCUCGGCCGCCCAGGGCACGGCGGCUCCUUUGGCUCCGCGGGCCAGUCUGGUUCCAAGCCUGGGGGGGCCUCGCAAAGCCCCUCCCCUGCUCAGCCGGGGCCCUGGAGCAGCCGGCGGCCCUGGGGCUAGGACAGCCGGCCAGAGUCUCCCCGCGGCAGUGGCGGCGGUGGCGGCGGCUCCUGCUGCCAGCACAGGGGUGUCCAGGGGCCAAGGCCCCUCCUUGCCCCCCCUGCCCCAGGUGGCGGCUGUGCCCCUCAAGGCCCCUCCUGCCCCUCGUUCUCAGGGCGGCGCCGUGGCCACGGCUGCUCCGUCCCACGGCACUUUGCCUGCGGCCCACAGCCUGAAAGGCCCCACCGGCUGUCCGGGGGCGAGUGGGAGCACCCUCAAGGGCAGCCCCAGCAUCCCUGCCAGCAACCCCCUGGUGGCUCAGCUGCUGCGGGGCAAGGAGGUGCCGAUGGAGCAGAUCCUGCCCAAGCCCCUGGCCAGAGGCGAGGGGAGGCCCGGCCUGCUGCCGCCCGUCAAGGAGGGCCAAGAGGCGGCUGCCAUGGCGGCUGCCAGCGAGGGGCAGCCUCUCCUCGUGGCCUUCCCCUCGGGCAAAGUGGGCCACCAGCCCCACGGCCCUCCCCCCACCCCCUCCUUCCCAGGGCAGGACCUGUGGGGCCCUCAUGCCCAGCCGGCCUCUGGCCAGGGCCCCCGGGAGCAGCUCCUCCCAGCCUUCCUGCAGAGGGGGCCUGGCCAGGGCCGGCCUCUGGCCCCCUCCCCGCCCUCCCGCCUCCCCCCGCUCCCCCCGGACUUCCUGCUCGAGAGCAGUUCCGCCAGCCCGGGUGGCUUUGUGCUGGGAUUCAUGGGGAGAAGGACGUCCCGCCCUGCCAUGUCUGGCCAUUACCUCCUGAACGUGUCCACCUAUGGGCGCUGUGCUGAGAACCUGCGGAGGAACCUCGCCGUGCCCCCCGGGAGCCGCCUGAGCCACGUGGAGUUUGUGGAACAGGAGCAGGCAGCCGGAGUCACCAGCGAUGGCGGCAGCAGUGGAGAAGAUGCCGGGGACACGGACAGCGCCGAAGACGAGGAGCUGCGUGUCGCCGUUAAAGAGGAAGCGCAGGCUCCGGAGUGGGGUGCAGCCGAGCCGGCAGCCCCCAGAGCAAAGGCUGUGGAGGUGGAGCAGGCAGCCCCGAGCCGGAAGGAGGGAGGCCUCCGCCCCUGCUCAGCUGGCCAGGACUGCGCUGCCAGCCUCAUGGCCAGGGAUUUCAUGCAGGUGGCCCAGGCGGUGAGGAGGGACCUGAGGCCCGGGGGCGGCGGCGGCGGCAGCAGCAGCAGCACAGAGUUCCGCCCUGCUGGGGCUCCAGCGGCCUCCCCGCCUCCCCGGCCCCUGCUGCUCUCGCCCUCGCCCCCCUCUCGGCUUUUUGGGAGCCCUGGUGCUGCACAGCUGCUCGGGCCGGGCUACAGCGGCACCAUCAACGUCUCCACGUCUGCGGACCUGCACCAAGAGGCGCUCCUGACGGGGCUGUCGGACCCCAGCCGCAUGGGGGACGUGGUGUCCUUCUCCGUGACGGUGACCACCAUCCCGGCAGGCCAGUCCGUGAGCCGUGGUGGCCACGAGCACCCCCUCCACGGCCAGGCCUUUUCGGGCGACGGCGGCGGCGGCUUCGCGGAGCUGCCGUCCAAGUGCUACUGCCGCCUGAAAGCCAUGAUUGUGUGCAAGGGCUGCGGGGCCUUCUGCCACGACGACUGCAUUGGCCCCUCCAAGCUCUGCGUGUCCUGCCUCGUUGUGCGGUAGCAGCCUGGCUGGACAGCGUGGCGGGCAGGAGGGGCUCGCGGUGGCGGCGGCGGCGGCUGCAUGGGGCGUCUCCGCGCCCCCGAGAGUGGAGGAAGCACCUUGGACUGCCAGCCGGACCUCCUGAGGACAAGUGUUUGCACUUACGAAACCAUGUAAAUAUGUUGCGUUGUUUUGUCUUAAAAGUUAUUCUCCCCCCCCCGAUCUUUUGAGAUAAAUCUGUUGAUUUGAACCCCAUGUUCCUUUAGUCUCUUGUGCCCUCGUAGCUGAACUCUGCUCCAGGCAGCCCCUCGGCUCACAAUCCAGGCCUCUGCUUCUCGGAGGGCUGGGCCGGGCCCUGCUGAGCCUCUCCGGUGGGCAGGCCCAGCCUCGGCCCUCCUCCCCUUUCCCAACGAGUCGCCUGUCUGCUCCGCUGGUGGGGGCCGUUGGGGCCCAGGGCCGGCUGCCAUGUUUCCUUGUGGUGCUGCGUGGGCGGAGAAGCACAGGGACCCAGCGAAACAUGGCAGCUGAGAUGUGUGCACCACCAGCGUCUGUAAGCAGUGGGCAGGCAGGCUGCCUCGCCGCUGGAUUUUGGUAGCAUUGGUGUGUGCUGUUGAGCAGAAGAGGGCCGAGGGAGUCCCGUCCCCAGGGUGGGCAGGGUGGCACCGCUGAGUCCGCGCCGAGGCCAAGAAGAGCUUUCGAAGGACGGCCUGGGGUCAAACCGGGCAGCGGCAGCUGGGCCCUGUCGUGCCACCGUUUCCUCACGAGAAGCCCCCUCGCCCCCCUGCCCCCCUUUCCUUUGGAUCAGGUCAAAAAUGCAGCAAAGACCAAUCUGUUUUGAUCCCACUCCCAUCGUCCCCAGCAGAAAAUGGCCCCAUUCAGAGCAGCGAGGACAGGCCUGGUCCCUGGGCGCCCAGUCUUUUUUCUGGGCUAGCAGGCCCGUGCCUGGGGUAGUCCCAGACCAGGAAUGAGGCCUGGAUCUGCUGGUAGGACUCUGGGUGCCUUGAAGGGGGGCAGCGAGGACGUCUGACUCCCCUCCUGCCUUCAGUUACACUGUCCAGAAAGCUUGGGGGUAACCAGGAGUGGAUUCGUGUGUGGAAGGACGGACGGGCAGCUCCGCUGAGUUCUGGUCCUCAGCACAAGUCCCUGGCCUCGGAAUGCUUUAACUCCCCCUGGGUGUCUUUUGCACCAGGCUCCAGCCGGUGGAUCUCUCUGGGUUCUAGGAAAAGAAAACCUCAGUGGAGGCUGCAAGGCAGUCCCACCUGCCCCAGGCCCUCUGGGUCUUGCUUCCUGGGAGUUUCAGGCCCUGGAAGAGAGUCAGGGCUGCUCCCGCAAUGCUCCUCAGUAUUCGGGCGUUUCCUUUCCUUUUGUAUGAAAGGCACAGAAGAUACCAAGCUCCUGAGCAUACGCCUCCUCCCGUGAAUCUGUGAAGCUGCUUUGUGCCGUGUCUCCACCUGGCCCAGUAGUGUCUGUUCCAGAGUCUGGGGCAGAAAGGUCCCUGUCCCUUCAUUUGCCCCCGGGCCCUUUAACUGGACAGGCUGCCCGGGACUGGACGUGGGGCUUUCUGCAUUGGAAGCAGGGGUUCUGCCAUGGAGCUGACGUCCUGCUCCUUCCGGCCCGUAAGGCUGCAAAGAUAUAUUUACGGGGUGGGUGGGGGUGGGGUGGGGGUGCUGCUGCCUCGGCAACUCUGAAAGGUCUGAGCAGAAGCAUAAAAAGGGCUGCCUUCCCCGUGUCCGUGGCUAACAGGAACAGAGCGAUUACGGGGGUGUCAUUAAUGUCAGCUCCCAAUUCCACUUGUUCGGGGCAGAUUUGUCGUGCGCAGGGGGCGUUGCACAGAGCACCUUCCCCCCCCCCCCCCGGUGCUUCGUGCAUCGGCUGCAGACUGGUGCCACAAGGGCACGCAGUGCUUUGUCGCUGACCCACCUGGUCAUGUGCUGGUUUUAGAUGAGGAAGUGCCACAAUUUCAUAAGCAAGAACAGCCAGUCAGGGUUGAAUGAAAGCCGUUUCCAAAGGCUUCGGAGGACGGGGCCGGGCAGA